AUGGAGGAGAGAGCUGGUCAGCAAGAGGAGGAGAGAUGCAGCCUCCGUCUAAGAAAGCUACAGCACUGGGCAAGGCACAGGCAGAGUGGGCACCUCUUGGUGCUGGCGGUGAGUCAGCUAUGGCUGGCAGUGACUGUGGUGCCCUUUGCUGUCUCCGUUGCCUGCCUGAACUCUGACUGUCACAUGGCCACAGCGCUGCCUCUUGGGCCUGGGGCCUCAGGUCUCCUCACUGGGAUUGUCACCCUUGAGCUUCGCAGAGCACCCCGUCUCUGGAAGGUGCGGGCCAUGAUGAUACUCAACACCUUCAACCUCAUCUUGAGCUUCAUCGUGGUGGUGGUCGAGGUGAUGAAGACAGCCUUGGGGUCUGCCCCAACUGCACCCUCCCAGAUGGCUGGCUUGCUGGUGCUGGAGAUCAGUGCUGAGGCCUUCACCCUAGUGGGAGUGCUGAUCUCAGUGCAUGCCCUAUUCCUGCUGAGCCAGAGGAAGCCAGGAUGCUUCAGGAGCAGGAGUUUGCACUACCAGGAGCUGCAGGAGGGCCUCUCUGAGUUGGAGGAGGUUCCUGGUUUGGAGAGCGGUUCCACGGUGGCCAGCACAGGCAACAGAACAAGUGAGAGAGUGGGCAAGAGGGAGCAGGCCGGUGUUGCUCUCCCGCUACCCUGA
Propithecus coquereli (Coquerel's sifaka) is the source of this 660-nucleotide messenger RNA. It is a transcript of the gene TMEM253, whose product is annotated as transmembrane protein 253. Bases 1 to 660 code for a protein of 219 amino acids. The transcript has 6 exons. The record is from RefSeq and is a predicted model, not a curated record. NCBI's taxonomy places the organism in Eukaryota, Metazoa, Chordata, Mammalia, Primates, Indriidae.